Messenger RNA from Trichomycterus rosablanca, 1311 nucleotides. RefSeq names its product cholecystokinin B receptor b (gene cckbrb). The record is from RefSeq and is a predicted model, not a curated record. The transcript has 6 exons. Lineage: Eukaryota; Metazoa; Chordata; Actinopteri; Siluriformes; Trichomycteridae. Gene Ontology annotation, molecular function: neuropeptide receptor activity; gastrin receptor activity. Gene Ontology annotation, cellular component: plasma membrane. The coding region runs from base 1 to 1311 and encodes 436 amino acids. Gene Ontology annotation, biological process: neuropeptide signaling pathway.
AUGGAUUUGGAGAACCUGAAUGAGCUGUUGGAGUGUUUAAGUGCAGUAAAUAGUACAGGACUGAAUGGAAGUUUAGAGCUGAGCGACUCUAACAGCACCUGUGGAGAAGACUUUAUUCCUAUCAUACCAGCAGUACGAACAAAAGAAAUGGACUCAGUGAGAAUACUGCUAUACUCGCUCAUCUUCCUGCUCAGCAUCUUUGGCAACCUUUUAAUCAUUGUGGUUUUGGUGGUGAACAAGCGCAUGCGAACCGUCACGAACUCCUUCCUCCUAUCCUUGGCUGUGAGUGACCUGAUGAUGGCUGUGUUCUGCAUGCCCUUCACGUUCAUACCCAAUCUUCUGGAGGACUUUAUCUUCGGAGCUGCCAUGUGCAAGAUUGUGGCCUAUCUCAUGGGAAUUUCCGUCAGCAUAUCCACCUUCAGCCUCAUGGCCAUAGCCAUCGAGAGAUACAGUGCUAUCUGUAAUCCUCUAAAGUCCCGCGCCUGGCAGACACGUUCUCACGCGUACAAGGUGAUUGCUGUGACCUGGACUUUGUCCUUUCUCAUAAUGACUCCGUACCCAAUCUUUUCCUCACUUGUGAGCUACACCAAAUUUAACAACACCACUGCACACAUGUGCCGCCAUGACUGGCCCAAGGACCAGGUGCAGCAGGCUUGGUGUGUACUGCUGCUUUUCAUUCUGUUCUUUUUCCCUGGAGUCGUAAUGAUCAUUGCCUAUGGCCUCAUCUCCCGGGAGCUCUACUGCGGAAUACAGUUUGAACUGGAGCAGAAAAAAGGACAGAGAACACAGCUGGGUGGAAGUGCCACAGUUUCAUCGGGCAUCGAUCAUGGUGACGGUUGCUACAUUCAGGUAUUGAACCGACCCAACUCCAUGGAGAUGUCCAAUCUCACCCUAGCAGCUUCUACUAAGGUGGACCGUCCUCGCAGCAACACUUCAGAGAUUAAACUCAUGGCCAAGAAGCGUGUAAUACGCAUGCUGAUCGUUAUCGUGACCAUGUUCUUCAUCUGCUGGAUGCCUCUGUAUUCUGUAAAUACUUGGAAGGCCUUUCAUCCGCCAUCAGCCUAUAGGGCUCUUUCAGGUGCCCCUAUCUCUUUUAUUCACCUGCUGGCCUACACCUCUGCCUGUGUCAAUCCCAUCAUCUACUGCUUUAUGAACAAGCGCUUUCGCAAGGCGCUGCUCGCCACCUUCUCCUGCUGCUGUCGGCCUUGCCGCCCACAGGGCUAUAAAGAGGGAGACGAUGAUGUCACAGCCACCGGGGCAUCUUUGUCUAAGUUCAACUACACCACCAUCAGCACUAUGGGGCCAUGCUGA